AUGGCCGAUUUCGAGAGGACAGUUCUGGAGUUUUACCAACUCCCAUCACCGUAUCCAUCCGAAUGGCCGGCUGAGAAGGAUGCCGAGGACGCGGCGACGGACCAGACGGAUGCUUGGGGCAGCAAUAAGCGAACGUCUCGGUACCAGGCUCUCGAGUCUGCCGUCAAUGAGCGGCGGAGUUUCCUAAACAAUUCCGAUGUAAAAGGAGGAAUGAAUAGCCUCGUACAGCGAGACGAGCCGGAUCCCCUCGGCUCCUCUGACAGUGUCGUUCGCAGCCUAAAGAAUCUCGGGCUUCCCGUGCAGGAUGAUAUUCGCCUUCCGCUAGGGAAUCGAUUCCUUCUCUCAUCGACGACAUUCUCACCGGCCCUAUUCCUCUCGCAGAUGCAUUCAGAUGGCGACACGCAAAGCCUGUUACAAGGACUGGAUGCCCUAUCUACCUCGAUCGAUCAAAAGUCGGCAUCGCUCAAGGUCCUUGUCGAAUCCAAUUUCGAGCGAUUCGUCAAGGCCAAAGCGACCAUCGAUAAUGUCUACAAGGAAAUGAAGUACCGUGGUGAAGAUCCGCAAAUGAAGACGCACUCACGACAUGCAAGCCGCAGCAGUUUUCGCAAUAGCGGUAGCAAGCUUGCCUUUAACAACCAAUUGGCUUUUCCUGUCUCUGACAACAGGAAGAAGAACGCCCUGACCAAGGAGAGUGAAUAUGGUGUUCUCGGCAUAAAGGUUCCACUACUGGACGUUUCUGCCAAAGCUGAAGAAGUCUGGGGUCCUGCGCUGGGCGGCCGCGAGAAGGAGGAGCAUCUCAAAGUUGUCUCGACUCACCUCUCAAAAUUCAAAGACUAUGUUGAUUUGAGCGGAACUGUCGCGGAUAGUAUUAAGCGCAAAGACUACGAAAGUCUAGUCGAAAGCUACAACCGCGCGAGAACAUUUGCCGAUCAGGCUCGCCACUUGGGUAAGCAGCUCAAAGGUGCCACGCCCGACGAUACACAGCUGUAUCAAAUUCUUCUCGCGGCUCGCAUGUGGCAUGAUGUUAAUCGGCAAGUGGAGUCCUUCAAGACCGACAUUUGGAAGAAGAUGUCUUCGUCUUCAUCUCAUUCAAAACCUAAUGCUGCGGCUGGCCGCGUGCAAGAUCAGCAUAUUGAGCUCAUAAGCCUGCUUUUGGAGCUUGGAGUCAAGGAAAGUCCCAUCUGGGUCUGGUUAAUAAGCCGCUAUGAUCACUUGAAGAGCAAGAUCCAAGUGACAGGUGACCGUCAAAAGACAGAGAUUGAAGUCUUGCGACGACGGUUAGCCGCUAGUGAGAAGCCAACCCCCAAGCAAGCAGGUAUGUACCUGAACGGCCUCGGCAGACAGGCGAUCGACCGCAGUCCUCCCGUCAAUGAUUCGGUUGAAGUUAUUGAACUUUGGGAGAAAAUGUACACAUUCCUGAGCAAUCUCAUUUCCUCGCAAGGUACCAUGGGUGAAAUUGUUGAGUUUUGGUCGCUUGCCCAAGGUUUUAUUGACGGCAGAACUCAGCGGACUCUACCAAUCGGCUACAACGGAGAGUCGCAGGUGCAUCACGAAUUGUCCAGCGAACGCGUCAGCCAACUAUCACAAGGCGCAAGAGAACUUGUCGAGCAAGUUAGAGAGCACAUAUACGCAUUCUUUGCUGGGCUUCCACCUGAGGAUAUAUCAAUUCUUCUAUCGCCGUUGACUCCAAAUCCAGGCUCGCCAGGUUCCAACACUGGUGGUAUUUCUGGUUCCCUCACACCAACUGCUCUACGGGACCCACGCUUCAACUUUGAUCCCAGCAACCCACCGCCUCCAUCUCCUAGUAGGGGGGAGCCGUGGGAGAAGCUCGCAUUCUGGCCGCCUUGGUCAAACUCGCUCAGCGGCGUGCAUUACUUGUCCAGAAUGCUUGCGCUAGUUGGAUCAGGAGCAUCUGAGAUGGCCACUAUUGCGCCUGUAGCCGCUGCCAAGGGGCCUAACCAAGAGCUGGAUAGACUGAAGCUUCUAAUCGGUGCCUCUCGAGAGCGAUGUGUCACUGCCCUCUGCGCGGCGUGGAAUCGUGAUGCCGAAAAUAUCAAGCAUGUGGAAGAUUGGCAGCGUUCUAGUGAAGCAGGCGACGUCACCAGAAUGCCGGCCAGCUUUGCCGCCUUUGAGGGGACUCUUCUCACCGGUAUGCAGAAGAUCCUCUAUAUUGCAGAUGCAACAACAGAGCAAGGCGCGCCCAGCAUUGUUCUGCCCCCGCCACCCAAGCUACUCCAGAUGGUCCGUAGCCAGUACGUUACAACGCUGUAUAAAGCUUUGAGCGGAAUGGUAGAGAAUGCAGAGCGGUCCCUGAAGAAGACUGACGACGAGGAUUGGUCGCAAGCCGCUACGGUAUAUACUAGCACCUCGUCGGUUGGCAAGAGUACACUGGAUGCGGGCGAUCGCAAUGUCAGAAUGCUCUUGACUCUCAGCAAUCUACAGGCUUUGCGCUCCCAAGUGGUUCCAAGCCUGAACUCACAGUUCGAAAAUGCAUUUUCUGUGAAGCUGACUGACGAGUCCAAGACCAUCAAGGAUGUGUUGGGCCAGAUUGACGCUCGCCUGUUCCAGUCCUACACUAAACAUUCCAUCGAAAAACUGCGCGACAUUAUCCAGACCGGCCUAGCAUCGCCAAACUGGGUACCCAAACCAAACCAGAGACCUAGCGCAGCCAAGCCUUACAUAUACGAAGCUCUGCUGACACUGGUUCUGGUGCACUCUCAGGUGUCUACGACAGCACCUUCCCUGACACCCCAAGUGUUGAGCUUCCUGCUGGAGCAGACGUCACUGCAGCUACUCGAGACGUUCCGCACGCGGCCCAAAUACACGCUCGAGGCGCUCAUGCAGGCGACACUCGACGUUGAGUUUGUGGCGCAAACCCUAAGCCACUACACCACAGACCGCGCCUCUGAGUUACAGAGUCAGAUAUACCAGGAGCUCGAUGGACGGACGGACAAUGACGCGCGUGCGCGCCUGCAGAGUGAGCUGCCCGAGAUGCGCAACGUGCUCAAGAAGCUGCGCGAAAACAGCAAAAACGAGUUUGCUUGUUUCAAGAAACCCAAGAGGGCUCCGGGGACCGCCGCUGCCACCGCGCCAGGCAAGCAAGACGGAUACAAUAGUGUAGGUAGCACGACGGCAGGCUAG
Messenger RNA from Cordyceps militaris CM01, 3141 nucleotides. Its product is annotated as exocyst complex component Sec5. The record is from RefSeq and is a predicted model, not a curated record. Gene Ontology annotation, cellular component: exocyst. NCBI's taxonomy places the organism in Eukaryota, Fungi, Ascomycota, Sordariomycetes, Hypocreales, Cordycipitaceae. The coding region runs from base 1 to 3141 and encodes 1046 amino acids. The transcript has 2 exons. Gene Ontology annotation, biological process: Golgi to plasma membrane transport; exocytosis.